Molecule: messenger RNA, 525 nt
Organism: Hemicordylus capensis (graceful crag lizard)
Lineage: Eukaryota; Metazoa; Chordata; Lepidosauria; Squamata; Cordylidae
Product: ribonuclease-like
Exons: 2
Coding region: 1-525 (174 amino acids)
Molecular function (GO): nucleic acid binding
Source: RefSeq, a predicted model, not a curated record
AUGGCUGCUCUUAUGGGACAUAGGAUAGCCAUCUGCAGUUAUCUGAAGGGCUGCAACAUAGAAGAAGACAUACACCCAGCUUCCAAGGGCCCAGGCAUGUCUCCAAAGGGCCCUGGCUGUCAAAUUCUGCUUUUCCUGCUCUUCAUACCAGCCGCCCUCCUGAUGCCACCCAGUGAAGGGACCUCCUACCAAGACUUCCUCAGGAGGCACCUGGACAACCCCAAGACUGAUUUCCAGGAUGACAGCACCUACUGCAACCUGAUGAUGCAGAGCCGGGGCCUGAGCUGUCAAACAAGCAACACGUUCAUCCACGCCAGCACACAGCAGCUGACCUCCAUCUGCAGCUCGAGAGGGAAGAUCCUCGAGGGGAACCAGAGCAGCAAGACGCUCUUCCCAAUCACCAUCUGCGCCCGGAAGAAGCGGCUUGCAGUGGUCCGCUGUAGGUACAAUGGGAAGAGCAAAAUCAGGAGGAUCCGGGUCACCUGUGAGAGGGGCCUACCUGUCCACUACAUCACACACUUGUAA